Molecule: messenger RNA, 978 nt
Organism: Daphnia carinata
Lineage: Eukaryota; Metazoa; Arthropoda; Branchiopoda; Diplostraca; Daphniidae
Exons: 1
Coding region: 359-892 (177 amino acids)
Source: RefSeq, a predicted model, not a curated record
UUACUCUCGCAGAUACAGCCGAUAGUUGAGCGAUUUCGGGAGUGCGGUACUGUGCUGUUGUUGUGCAAAUCGUUCGCUUCUAGACACCAGAUCUCAUCUGCGACCCCUAUCGUGAGGCGAAGAAACACACCUCCAGCUCAACAUUUCAUAGCUGCAAGUCACGCUACACGAUCGCUUCUUCGUCUGCUUGGUGCCUUGUGAAGCAAAGGAUCGAACGCUUUUAAAUUGGUGACGAGUGCGUUUACGUUUAGUAUGAAGCUUGGCAAUCGUGCGUGUGAAAAGCAACUAGCCAAAGAAGUUCCUCCGCAAAACUUUUAAAACGGUUCGAGUUCUUGCUGAAGACUUCACGUGUAGAAGGAUGGGAUCGUCAAGCUCGUCCAUGUCAAACUCACGAUCGAUGAGUACCGGUGCGGCUUACACGAAAAAAUUAUAUUUUGAUCCUGAGGCCGAUUCGCCCAAGGGUCGUGAUUAUUGGAUAACUGAUCCUGAAUUACGUGAUACACUGUCAGAGCUGGUCGACGUCACAGAGCGCAUUGUUGAGGUUAGGUAUUAUAAGCACCCAUUAGGCGCGUGGCAGUUGACGGACCAUUUGUUGCAUCACGCUAUCAUUGUAUUCGAGACGAACAAGUGGUGGUGGUCCAUUGAGAAAAACGACGAAGGCGUCACCAUUCAGCGAUCAAAGGACUUUGACAGCGUUUGCUAUAGGUACAGGCGAUCCAAACGUAAGACUAGCAUUGGGAAAGGUGUUGAAAUGGUGAAAAAAGCAUCUGGAAGCACGACAGUGAUGGAGCUGAUUAAUCACGUGUGGAGGAAAAAUUAUCUCAAUCAGGAAUACGACGCUCUGUCGUACAACUGCCAACAUUUUGCUGAUUUGAUUUAUGAGUUCAUUUAAAACUAUUCUAGUUAUUCCUUUCUUCCUUAACCUGUAGUGCUUUAUUCCCCUUUCAGUCUUGAUUCAGUGCAGCGUUGUAGCCCAUG